AUGAACAGUGAUCAUCCCGACAUCGACGACACUUCUUCGAGAUUGAUGGCUUCACAGACGCCCACCAUGGAUCUCACCGACCAUCUGAAGAUGGUAUAUGCGGCUUAUAGACAUACCUCUGAUAUUGAUGCUAAAGGGGCAUUCUUUUCUCCUUCCUGUUAUCAAAUAUGUCGCCCCAAGCCCUCGUUUGCUGCGCAUGAUCGAGAGACGAUUGUACGCUACUUGCACGAGUAUGCACCGACCAAUAAAGAGGUUGCAUCGGAGUCAAAGCGAAAGCCGAAGAAGAGCAACUUUUACACAAUACGGCCACUUGAAGACACCGAAUUUGAGUUUGGCAAUGAUGAGCAGACCACUCCUGCUGGCUUCGCCUCGGCGGAGGAGGUCAAACGGAAGGCUAGGGCGGAGGGAUGGGUUGGAAUGAGGGUCGACCUUUGGGAUGAAUCGUUAGAUGAUGCAUCGGAUGGAAAGGAAGAUCUCUUAGUCAAGGUGCAGUAUUGGUGGAGGAGAGAGGAGGGAAUUUGGAUCCAGAUCUUUCACGACAUCAUGUACAUGGGUCCUCGCGAUGGGACUGAGGGCAUAAACGGCGAGAUCCUUGUGUGA
Molecule: messenger RNA, 600 nt
Organism: Colletotrichum orchidophilum
Lineage: Eukaryota; Fungi; Ascomycota; Sordariomycetes; Glomerellales; Glomerellaceae
Exons: 1
Coding region: 1-600 (199 amino acids)
Source: RefSeq, a predicted model, not a curated record